AUGUAUCAAUAGGGAAACAACUAUGAUUUUAAGAUAAUUUUAGGGAGAGUGAAGGAGAAGAAUAUGCGUUUGAGACUGUAGUACAGUUAGACGAAGAGUGAAGAUUAUGAGAUAGUGAUCAAAUUAAAGGUGAAGAGCGACAUCGAUGUGAAGAGUGCCGAUAGCGAAUUCAAGGAGAGGUGUAAGAGUACUUACACUAUUCUAACAUCGUUUGUGUAAUAAAGAAUCUAGACGAUGUUAGGAAAUAGAUACGAGAUUUUUUGAAGCCCACAUUUGCACUCAGUUAUCAUGUAGAUGAACAAUAUGCAUACAUCACUUUUAAAUAUGCUAAUCAAGUUGAGUUGUAGGAGUUUAUGGAGAUCUGUUAAUUCAUUCGGGAGACAAUGGAAAGGCGUAGGAAAGGGAAGAGGUGGAAUUAUUGAUUGAAAGUGAUUUAUCAUUUGAAAAAUUGAGUGAGAGCAUAUCUAAUGCUAUUUAUC
This is a messenger RNA of Paramecium octaurelia, 479 nucleotides long. The record is from the annotation of a GenBank genome assembly. NCBI's taxonomy places the organism in Eukaryota, Ciliophora, Oligohymenophorea, Peniculida, Parameciidae.